Molecule: messenger RNA, 3026 nt
Organism: Maylandia zebra (zebra mbuna)
Lineage: Eukaryota; Metazoa; Chordata; Actinopteri; Cichliformes; Cichlidae
Source: RefSeq, a predicted model, not a curated record
UCUCACGGAAGUGUUUGUUGUUUUUAAAGUAAGCUAAUAAACUGUAGCAUCGCUUCAGUGAAGUAAAAAAGUACGGGUCUACGGUUUAACAAUAACAAAAGGCUGGAAAAGUUUCUAUGCUGUCCUUCGAGUCUCUUUCUAAGUAAAACGCUAUCGAUUAACACAGCAGCUGCUCAAGUUUUUUGGAUCAUUGUUGGCUCAAAAAUAGUUAGCACGUAGGCUAACCAAAAAGAUACGACUGCGUGAGUCGUUUGUAGAUAGCCUAUCAACUAUCUGCUGAAUGUGAAAUGCAAACAUAUGUUUCCCUUUAUUGCCAUGCAUUAAAUUUUUAGUGUGAUAACUAGUAAGUUAAUGGGCUACUUUAGUAAUUACGUUCAUAACUAAAGCACUGGCAUCUACUUUCUAAAAAGAGAUUGCGUUAUGUAUGGCUGCGCACCAUUUUUUAGGAUUUGUUCAUCUACUGAAAAAGGGACUGUAUAAGAAUCAAGUCUGUGCAAAAAACAGCAUCUUAUCUUUGGCGUCAGCUCAAGUUGUCCUAAUGACUGCACUGACAGACUUAGAACCUUUAGCAAAACGACUAAAGGUGGGAACAAGUGCUCCAUUGUCUUCUUCAUCUUCUCGUGGAGGCUCACUUUCGAGUAGUCAGAGCGUCGGUGCUGCGACUUCAGAUCAAGAAAGAAUGGAAAAUAAAACCGAGAGAAAGGUGGUAAUAAGGCCAAAAACAAGUGGAGCAGGUGACUUAAGAGGUGUCAAAAUGAAAGGUCGCCUUCAAAGAAUUGGUCCAACACAGCAACAAAAGUUCAGAAAUACUCUUGAAAGAUGGUUGAUCAAGCCAAUGGAAACCUCGAGUACAGGAGAUGUGUGCCAAACCCAAAAUGAUGAAGAAAUGAUGGAUGAUGAUGGUUUUCAAAGCACCUCAGCUCAGUCUUUAGAGUCCAAAGAAGCUGAAAUACUUUUUGUCACUGACACAGAUGAAGAAACCCAGCCAUUAACUCCAGCAGACUUAGAUCAAGAUCCUCCUGUAUCACCAGCUGCCAAAGAUUCUGCAGGGAGUGAUCUUACACCAACAUUGCUUCAAAGUGAUGAUGAUUUAGAAACAACAAAAAUGGACACAUGCCCAGCAACCUCCGAUGGUUCAGUCAAACUCAAUUCUAAAAUUACAGACUUCUUUUCGGGGGUGUCAUCACCAGGUUUUCCUGGGAAACGACGCAGGUCAGAAAAGUCUCCAGAGAAACAAGAUACAGAAAAUAAACCUAACCCUUCUGAAGUCAGUUGGCUUGGGACACCAAUAAAUGAGCUAAAGAGGAUGCCAGAAUGUGGCAAACCACUUCCUCCACUGAAGAAUGUUCCUGGCCAUCACACCGUGAUGAUUAGGACAGAUCUUCUUCAAAAGGAUAAAGUUCCUGUUCCAUAUCCCACUAGAUUUCAGGAUGCCUGGGACGAUGUACAUGUCAAGAUGCCUUGUUCCAGCAGGAACUUAUUUCCUAUAGAAGAUGAGGAAACACAAGAACUGCAGAAUAAAAGUCGGUGGGAGCUGAUCAAGGAAACUUUAAACAAGACAUUUACAAAUCCUCAUGAGCUGAAGAAUGCAAUGUUGAAGUACAGUGCAUCACAUGCCAAGAAAUGGGACUUCGCAGCGCUUCAUUUGUAUUGCACAAAGGUCCUGGAGCCUGAUGCUGCUGAACAUCUGUUUGAGUCCCUGCUGCCAGACAUGGUGCAAUUAGCGCUGAGAGCAUCUGAGCUCUGUACCAAGCCAAUACCCCUCCUCAAGGCAGGCAUGAACCACUCCAUCACCAUGUCUCAGGAGCAGGUGGCAUGUCUGCUCGCCAACGCCUUCUUCUGCACCUUCCCCCGACGGAACUCUAGAAAGACCGAGUACUCCAACUACCCAGACAUUAACUUUUUCAGGCUUUUUGAGGGGUCCUCUGCAAAGAAGACUGAAAAGCUGAAAACCCUUAUGUGCUAUUUUAACAGUGUUACUGAGAAAAUGCCUACAGGUCUUGUAACAUUCACCCGAAAAAGUCUGAAUAAGCCACCAAAUUGGAAAAGCUCACAGACUCCACUCACGAAGCUCCACAUCACCUGUGAAGGAACCAUUGAAGAUGAUGGGUAUGGAAUGCUUCAGGUGGAUUUUGCUAAUCAGUUUGUGGGAGGAGGUGUCACCGGGUCUGGUCUGGUUCAAGAGGAAAUACGUUUCCUUAUUAACCCCGAGCUAAUUGUUUCUCGUCUCUUCACUGAAGCACUGGAUCAUAAUGAAUGUCUGAUUAUCACAGGAACGCAGCAGUACAGUAAAUACACAGGAUAUGCACAGACCUACCAGUGGGGUGGCAGCCGUUUGGACACAACUCCAAGUGAUGGCUGGCAGAGAAGAUGCACUACGAUUGUGGCCAUCGAUGCGCUGCAGUUCAAGAACUUUCUUGAACAAUUUCAACCAGAUCGACUCAACCGAGAACUUAACAAGGCUUACUGUGGCUUUGCAUGCCCUGAAGAAAAAAGUCAGAACCUUUCAGCAGUUGCGACAGGAAACUGGGGCUGUGGGGUUUUCGGAGGUGACACACGUCUGAAAGCUCUGCUCCAGAUGCUGGCAGCUGCUGAGGCGGGCCGAGACGUAGCCUACUUCACCUUUGGUGACAGCCAGCUCAUGACAGAUGUCCACAACAUGCACUCUUUCCUCAUUCAGAAAAAUAUCAGUGUUGGAAAGGCGUAUGAUCUCUUGGGGCAGUAUUACAGCUCAGAGUGCAAGAACUGCCUUGGUCGACGCCCUGACGUCAGCCUCUAUUCCUUCAUCUACCAGCAGGUCAACUCCUCCCUGGCGCCUGAUGACUCCAACAUGGGUUCAGCCAGACAACACGCACCCACUGACUGCCAUUAAGGUCUAUAAGAUGAUCCUCAGGAGGUGCAGUAGUGGGUACAUUGGGUAAGUUUCUCAGAUUCCUUUCAAUAAUGACUUUACUUACAAUUAUUAUUUUUCUUAGCUUUUUUUCUGUAUUUGAGAGGGGUGUAGAAAAGGUUUCUUUAUUUACUGU